Penicillium canescens is the source of this 1128-nucleotide messenger RNA. RefSeq lists its product as uncharacterized. Lineage: Eukaryota; Fungi; Ascomycota; Eurotiomycetes; Eurotiales; Aspergillaceae. The transcript has a single exon. The record is from RefSeq and is a predicted model, not a curated record. The coding region runs from base 1 to 1128 and encodes 375 amino acids.
AUGAGCGACACUGAUACUGCCUCCUGGAAGAAGUUUUGCGCGAUCCUUGCUCAGCUUUAUCCACCAACAAACAUCGACGAUAUCCUUGCAAUUAUGGGAGCUGCCGAUCAGCUUCGGCUGAGCCGCUCUGUGCCCAGGCUCAAGGGAAAAUCGAACUGGAUGUCCUGGUCCGAACGUCUUUUCGUGAUCCUCAAAGAUAUCAGCCCGGUUUACCUCGAAAUCCUCACUGGAAGAUACCGUUGCCCCGUUCCACUGACGGGCGAAGGGGUGACAAAAGUAGACCAAGCAAAGCAGAAGGCCCGCAUCGCCGCUUGGAAAGCUGACAGCUAUCGGGUCCGCGUUUAUCUAGGUUCAACGCUAGCGGAUGAACCUGCCUCUCAUGUCAAGGACAUCUACGACACCCACGAGGCCUACCAAAAGCUAGAGGCUCAGUUUGCGGAGAAGAAAUUGAUGUCCGGUUCACGAUGCUGGUCCGAAUGGACCAAGCUGAAAUAUGACCACUCGGAAAUCACUGCCCUGGAGUUCGUGCGCCAGUUUCAACAGGCUAUCUUCCAAUUGAAGAUGACCCAGAGGUCGGGCCUAGGACCCAAGCAGCAACUGCCGCAAUUCAUGCAGGCCAUCAACAUGCCCGGAUUCGCCACUUUCCUCACGAGCAUCGAUCCUGACUUCGACAGUACGGAUCUGAUGGAGAUCGCAUACGCAAGCUUCAUCCAAUUUGUUCAGUCAGGAGAAAACCCCGACCUAGCUGUGUUUAGAAGAGUCACCGACCCGUUGAGGUCGGAUAUGGCGAAAAAGCCAGUCACCACUGACAAGGCACCUCCUGCAGCCAACUCACUCAAGAAUACGGAAAAAUGCAAGAAACGGCGUAGCGAGGGUUCAAGUGACCAAGUUGUUCGCAAGCCUCGACUGAGUGACGAGGCUCGGAAGGUGUUCCGUAUGACCACGACGGGUGUCGUCACCCCUCGUCCACUCCCAUCAAACAGGUCAGCUCCCAGUUCUCAAUCGAAUGACAGGCGUGCGAGUUCUCCUCUCUUUGUCACCGUGGAUAGUAGUGAUGAAGUCGGCGACGAUGGAGGCUCGCCGUUAGUCAUCGAUGAAAACGCUCUUGACUCGGCGGCGCGGUCUUAG